Molecule: messenger RNA, 1128 nt
Organism: Saccoglossus kowalevskii
Lineage: Eukaryota; Metazoa; Hemichordata; Enteropneusta; Harrimaniidae
Source: RefSeq, a predicted model, not a curated record
AUGACCUCAAGUGACCUCUGUGCUCAGAGUCUAUUCUACGGCGAGUUGGUCUGGAGCAUGGGGAUUAUUAUAACUAAAAUUCUCGGUCAUCGAGUCUAUAAUCUAUUUGCAGAUUGGAUAAUACGAAUAGCACUAAGACAUAACCUUAGCAAAUGGCUGAAAAGGCUACGAUGUAACGGAAACACUAUCACACAGUUCGAGUAUAAGAAGAAAUUCAUAUCCAAAUUGAAACAGUCAGCGAUCGCCAUAGAAACCGAUACAGCCAACGUACAGCAUUAUGAAGUACCAACAGACUUUUUCAAAACAGUUCUGGGGACACGUUUAAAGUACAGCUGCUCCUAUUGGCCAGUUAACGUUAAGACAUUGGACCAAUCUGAAGAUGCUAUGUUAGAGCUGUACUGUGCCAGAGCACAAGUAGAAGAUGGUCAUAAUGUCAUGGAUUUGGGCUGUGGAUGGGGAGCACUUGGAUUGUGGAUUUGUGAGAAAUACCCCAACUGCACAGUGACAUGUGUAUCUAACUCCCAAACACAGAGCGAGCAUAUACAGUCACAGUCACUGAGGCUGGGUUAUUCCGGUCGUCUGACUACUCGUAAGAGCGAUGCCAAUGUCUUUGACACCGAAGAACGAUUCGAUCGUAUCAUGUCUAUAGAAAUGUUCGAGCACAUGAAGAACUACGACCGUUUGUUUUCCCGUGUUGCCAGCUGGCUAAAGCCUGGUGGACUACUGUUCACCCAGAUCCUCUGUCACCGAGAAUUCGCCUAUAACUUUAACGUCGGCAAGGGCUCCGAUACAGAAUGGAUGGCCAAGAACUUUUUCUCCGGAGGCACCAUGCCUUCCUCUGAUUUAUUCCUGUAUUUCCAAAAUGAUGUGGUUCUUGUCGACAUGUGGAAAAUGAACGGCAAACACUACUCGAAGACUUUGGAGGCGUGGUUGGCAAUACUGGACAAUAACAGAGGCGAGGUGGCGCGUAUAUUCGAGAAGACAUAUGGAAAGGGUGAAGUUGAUCAACAAGUAUGGAAUUGGAGAUUGUUCUUCAUCUAUUGCUCGGUGGUGUUCGGCUAUGAAGACGGCAAUGAGUGGAUGGUGUCUAUGCAUCUAUUUCGAAAGAGACUCCAGUCUCAGGACUGA